Molecule: messenger RNA, 1079 nt
Organism: Psammomys obesus (fat sand rat)
Lineage: Eukaryota; Metazoa; Chordata; Mammalia; Rodentia; Muridae
Gene: Ppm1h
Product: protein phosphatase, Mg2+/Mn2+ dependent 1H
Exons: 5
Coding region: 63-1079 (338 amino acids)
Biological process (GO): protein dephosphorylation
Molecular function (GO): protein serine/threonine phosphatase activity
Source: RefSeq, a predicted model, not a curated record
GCUGCGCCUCGGCCCGGCCGCCGCCUCCUGCUCGCUCCGCGGCUGCCCGGCGCCGGGGUAAUAUGCUCACUCGGGUGAAAUCUGCCGUGGCCAAUUUCAUGGGCGGCAUCAUGGCUGGCAGCUCCGGCUCCGAGCACGGCGGCGGCGGCGGCGGCGGAGGCUCGGACCUGCCCCUGCGCUUCCCGUACGGGCGGCCGGAGUUCCUCGGGCUGUCUCAGGACGAGGUGGAGUGCAGCGCAGACCACAUCGCCCGUCCCAUCCUCAUCCUCAAGGAGACCCGGCGGCUGCCCUGGGCCACCGGCUACGCAGAGGUUAUCAACGCCGGAAAGAGCACGCACAAUGAGGACCAAGCAAGCUGUGAGGUGCUCACGGUGAAGAAGAAAGUGGGGGCCAUCACUUCUACCCCAAACCGAAACUCCAAGCGGAGAUCAUCCCUUCCCAACGGGGAAGGACUGCAGUUGAAGGAGAACGCUGAGUCCGAGGGCAUCUCCUGCCACUACUGGUCUCUGUUUGACGGCCACGCGGGCUCGGGGGCCGCGGUGGUGGCGUCGCGCCUGCUGCAGCACCACGUCACGCAGCAGCUGCAGGACCUCGUGGAGAUCCUCAAGAACUCGGCCAUCCUGCCCCCGACCUGCCUCGGGGAGGAGCCGGAGGGCACGCCGGCCCACGGCAGGACCCUCACCCGCGCGGCCUCGCUGCGAGGGGGCGUGGGGGGCCCCGGCUCCCCCAGCACGCCGCCCACGCGCUUCUUCACCGAGAAGAAGAUCCCGCACGAGUGUCUGGUCAUCGGGGCCCUGGAGAGCGCCUUCAAGGAGAUGGACCUGCAGAUAGAACGAGAGAGGAGUGCGUACAACAUAUCCGGCGGCUGCACGGCCCUCAUCGUCCUUUGCCUUUUGGGGAAGCUGUAUGUGGCGAAUGCUGGAGAUAGCAGGUACACACUGGCAGCUCAGGACCUGGUGAUGCGUGCCCGAGGCGUCCUGAAGGACAGAGGAUGGCGGAUAUCAAAUGACCGGCUGGGCUCAGGAGAUGACAUUUCUGUAUAUGUCAUUCCUUUAAUACAUGGAAACAAACUGUCAUGA